AUGGCAAGAACACGUGGUGCAUCUUUUAAUUCUCGAGUUGAGGAGCGAGCCGUUGAGGAACAAACAUAUGAGGCAUAUGAGACUCAUGGUGAGGAGAAUGCAUUUGAGGCCCCUAACGAUGAUGACGAUGAGGAGGAGCAUGCAGAUGUUCAUAACAUACAAGAGGAUGUCGGUGGAUUUCCUGGAGGUCCACACGAUCAUUCGAUGCUGACGCACUAUGUUCAGCAUGUAGCUUAUGCUAUUUCCAAAGGCCGGGAUCGAGGGAACACACUGAAGUUGAUCUCCCACGGAAAAAAAGUAAAUAAGUUAGGACCAUGCCACGAGGAAAUUCAAGACAUUGUGUUGAAUUCCAGUUUGAUGCCUCUUACAGGGAUUUGUUAUGAUUACGUUGAUAAGGGGUUACUCCUCGGAUUCAUAGAGAGGUGGCAUUUUGAGACCAGUAGUUUCCAUCUCCCUAUAGGGGAGAUGUCGAUUACUCUUGAUGACGUCUCGACAUUACUUCACCUGCCCGUGAUGGGACAAAUGUGUGAUUUGGAGGAGUUGGAGUUUGAGGAGGCUCGUACAGCCCUUGUGCAACUCCUCGGCGUUGAUGGUGGCACAACAGGUGCUGAGAUGGAGGACGCACGUGGUCCGAAAGUCAGACUCAGCUGGCUAAGAGAGAUAUAUGUUCAGAGGUGUGAGUCGCAGCAUUGGGACUAUGCUGCUAGAGCAUAUUUGUUGCAUCUAGUAGGAUGCACGAUUUUUGCAAUGACAAUCAAGUUGUAA
Molecule: messenger RNA, 765 nt
Organism: Vigna angularis (adzuki bean)
Lineage: Eukaryota; Viridiplantae; Streptophyta; Magnoliopsida; Fabales; Fabaceae
Product: protein MAIN-LIKE 1-like
Exons: 3
Coding region: 1-765 (254 amino acids)
Source: RefSeq, a predicted model, not a curated record